Plasmodium knowlesi strain H is the source of this 6654-nucleotide messenger RNA. Its product is annotated as SICAvar, type I. The record is from RefSeq and is a predicted model, not a curated record. The transcript has 14 exons. Lineage: Eukaryota; Apicomplexa; Aconoidasida; Haemosporida; Plasmodiidae. Bases 1 to 6654 code for a protein of 2217 amino acids.
AUGGCAGCAGCAGGGGGAUCGGGCAGUGGUGGAUCGUUGGAGGCAUGGUUGCAGAAAUUGUCCCAGGAUGGAGCAUUCAAUGGUAGUUCGACUGGUGAGGACAUUACAGCGACGUUGCGUAGGAAUUUGGAGGAUGAAUUUGAUAAAUUAGGUAAGUGGAUGCUGGUGCAGGAGUCUACUGAAAUAGGGAACUUCUGCAUGAAGGUUAAUGGGUGGAAUGGGAGUACGUGGGAAGGGCAGUAUAUGCAGGUACUCUGUAAUGCCAUAGCCGAAAUAAAAUAUUUCAUAAGUGGCGUAAGGACGGAAAGAUGGAAGCAUGGAUGGUCGACCGAUAAACAAGCAGAAAUUACGACUCUUUCCCCUGCUCAAGCUUAUGCACGUUGUAUUGUCGGCGCAGUUGCUUUAUCGGAAAUCUAUGGUGACCACUGUAACAUGAAGGAGGCCAUAGAGAAGGUCGAGGGGGCACUUGAGAUUAUGUUAAUAGAUCAUUUGAAAAGUCGGGGCCUCCAGAACCAAUUAAAUAAUUGUAAGGGAGUAGACGUUAAUGCUUUACUUAUCGGUAAAGCACUUCUCCAAGGUAAAAUCAAGGAGUGGACGCAGGAAGAAAGGGAUAAGGGGUUGAAGAGCGGAAACUGGAGGGUGGGGAGGCAGUGGGAUGAGAGGUGGCCAAAGGUUUGUAUGCGUGGGAGGAGAAGUGGGAAGGAACAAAUGGAAGCAGCAAAGAAGGACGCGAAGGAGGGGAAUAGAGAACAUAUUGUAAAUUUUUCAGGACUGAACAACGACAACACUCAAAAUAAAAAUACUGGAUUCACUAUAUCGGAUGUAUUAAUUAAUGAUGACUUAACAUUGAAGCAGGACAAAUUGGACAGCAUCUUUUCGAACCUAACACUGAAGGAAGAUGGUAAAGUUGACAUAAAUUCCUUGACGAAGAAGAUAAAGGACGCAAGUGAUGAAAAACUGACUCAGGAGUGCAUGAAAGAAAACAGCAAGCCAUUUUGUGAUCGACUAAAAUGUGCAGAAGAAUAUUGGAAAUUGAAUAACGGAGGACAACAGGGCAACAGCAAGGACUUCUGGAUGGAGAACGUGAAGGAGAAGCUGGAAAAACUCAUCACUAAGGCGACGGUAGACAAUGGUGGCACCACGGAUACCUAUUGCAAGGAAGAUUCCCUAGAUAGUGCAAAUAAAGAAGCAUGCAAGCACAUGGCAGCAUUGUUGAAUGAAAUGUACCAAAAAUCAAAUAGUGGUACUAACAAAUAUUCUGAUCAAAUGAUAAGUUGUCUUCUGUUAAGGGAAUAUGCUAAAAAAUUAAAUGAACAAGCAAAACAAAAAGGGUACUGUGACAUAGACAGUGGUUUAAUGGAAGCUUUUGGUAAAAGUAGUGAAAUUAUGAAAAAUGCGCCAGAUCAAUGCAAAGAUAGUAAUGGUACUAAUUCUUGUUUUGAAUGUAAUUGGGACGACAAAACUAAGGACGACCUUGAUCAGUGCACCAUUCCCAAUGGUCAAAGCGUCAAUGAGAAAGUACAGGACAAAGUGGUUGAAUUAUUCAGCGAAAACACCCAAACGCAGGACGACGGAAUACAAAAAACCUUGGCUCAGUUCAAUACGAACAAUACCUUCUGUGAACGAGUAAAAUGUGCAUUGAAUUGGUAUGAGAACAACGGGGGAAAGCCUGAAGUAUGGAAGAAAGCCCAAGAGGAAGUUGUCCAACCACUUGGCCAGGCCAUGUCUACCAAUACAGACAACAAAUUAGACACCCAUUGCAGUAAAUUGGACAACAAGAACAAAGAAAUGUGUCUCCUCUUUGCAAGAGGAUUAGACCACAUGUACAAGGAAACAAAUACUAGCGGCAAUGAUCCUAUGAAUUUGUUUAAACGAACUAUGAUGUGCGCAGCACUAAAUGCAUACGCUAAAAAAUUGAAAGAUGAGGCAAAGAAUAAAGCGAGUUGCAGUAUAGAGGAGGGAAUAAAUAAGGCCUUUACAGAAAGUAAAAGCAUUAUGGAGAGAGCAGCACCUACAUGCAAGGAUCCUAAGGGUGCUGAAUGCUUUGUUUGCAAGGAAGAAAGUUCUGAUAAAUGCGAAAUUAACACAAAUGGCAGCGCAGGCAGCACCUCCACUGAAAAUGUAAAUAGCAGAUUGAAGAAAAUGUUUGAGGACGACGACUCAACUGGACUGAAGGAAUCUUUGGACAAAAUAUGUUUACCAUGUCUAGAUAAAGCUGAUCUAUGUGAGCGUGCAGAUUGUGUAUCUGAAAGAUGGUUAAAAAACAAAAAAGGAAACCAUGUUCAAACGCUGACAACAUCUGACUGGGAUGAUUUAUGGAAAAAGGACGAUGGUGUAGGGAAGGAAUUGACGGAACUCUCAGGGAAGAUGAAGGAGGAGAAUAAGAACAGUGUAGACAUCCACUGUAAUGGCCUUAAGAGUGAAGAAGAGAAGGAAGUAUGCAAGCUCAUUGCUUCAGGAUUAAAGAGUAUUUAUGAAAUUAAAGCAGGUCAGGGUGGGGGAAAGAGCACGAGGAAGGAGUUGGAGGAUCAAUUAUUUAAACGUACCAUGCAAUGUGUUUUAUUAAAUGCUUUUGCUGAUAAAUUAGAAUCACUUCCAUGUGCAGAAGAAAAGAAAGUGGCUGAUGCAAUAACCAAAGCAUUUGGGGAGAGUGGAAGCAUUAAAGGAACAGUAUCUGGGUGCACAGAAGAUGGUGAUAAGUGUUUUAAAUGUGAGAGGUUUACGAACUUUAAGGAUUGCGAAAUUAAAGAAAAUGGCAACACUUCAACGGGGGUGAAUUUGAAGACCAAAAUUAACCCCAUGUUCGACGUCGAAAAGGCAGAAAUAAAGAAAAUUGAGGAGAAAGCUCUUAAGGACAUAUGUAAACCGUGUGACAACGAUGAAUUCUGUGCACGUCUACAAUGUGUAGCAGGGAAAUGGGAAAAAAGGAAUAAAGGAACCUCAAACGGAAACGUUACCUGGGAUAACAUGCAAAAUGACUUCGGUGAACUAUUAUCUUCACUACUAAAAGACAUGGAGGAUACUGCAAAGCAGAAAGAUGCUGCUACCAAAUAUUGCAACAGCAACAACUGGAACGAUAACGACGCCCAUGGCGUCGCAAACAAGACUGCAUGCAAGAUGGUUGCAGCAGGUUUAACGCACAUUUCGAGUAUUCAACAUAAAUAUAAGAUUAGUGGCAGUCAGAAACCUGAGGAAAAUGGGAACCCUUAUGAUAACCAAGAGUUUGAACAAUUAGUUUCUUGUUUAAUGUUAAAAGCCGUCGUACAAAAAAUGAAAGAACAAAGUCCCAUUUGCGACAUACAACCGGGAAUAGACGCCGCUUUUAAGAUGGCAAACGAAAUUAAAGGGAAACAUUGCAUAAAUAAGAAACCUUGCAUUGUUUGCAACCUGAAGGACAAGUAUGAUGAGUGCUCCUUGGACAGUGCAAAGAAGGAUCAAGUAAAGCCUAAAUUGGAAGCACUGUUCGACGGGAAGAAGACCGAAGUCGAGGGCGCCCUCAUGGACAUAACUAAAACAGCCGGAAACAGUAGUUCUGAUUUAUGUCUCCGUUUACAAUGUCUAGCUCCUCGAGUUCAGGCAUCCAACAAUGCGGAAAAAUUUUGGACAAAGGAUGGCGAAGUCGCGAACUUAUGGACAGAAUUGUCAGAUGCAAUGAAGGCAAAUAACAACAACGAAGAUCAAUGUAAUACCAUGGAUAAUGACAACAGAGAGGCAACCAACGCUGAAAAGACGGCAUGCAAGUAUUUGCAUGCCGGCUUAGAACAACUGUACAAGAAGGACCCGGGGGCGGCGACGUCACCGUCGCCCUUAGGCGACAUCUUAAAGAACAACCCAUCGUUGAGACGAACGAUGGGUUGUUUCUUACUUCAUUCUUAUGCAAAACAUAUGAAAGACAACGCCAAAUGUUUAGUGGAAUCAGGAAUAAAAAAAGCUUUUGGUUCAUGGGAACCAAGGAAAAAGGUUAUUUGCAAUAACACGGAACCUUGCGUUCCUUGCUAUUGGAAUGAAGACAACUAUGACAAAUGCCAAAUUAACACAAUUGGCACAGAUGGCAACACAGCACCAACGCCAGUACAGGAGAAUUUAAAACAAGUUCAGCCCCAAAUUGGUAAAGACGCAACUAACACCCUAACGGAAAUAAAUAGAAUGACCACUUUAUGCGAUUUCAUUAGAUGCGCCGCACCCAAAUGGUUCAAAAACAACGGAACAGCGAACGGUAAUAGUGUUACUGCAACCAAGGAUUGGUGUGACUUCUGGGAUGGCGCUGUUAAAGAGGAACUGAAGGCGAUGUUUCAGGAAAUCCUGUCCCGUGGAACGGACAAAACAAGGUCAAACACUAAUUACGCAACAUGCCAAAGCUUUGGUGAUGGUAAUGAGGAUAGUGUUGAAAGAAAAGCUUGUAAUCAUAUCACGACGGGAUUAAGACACAUUAACCAAGUUCAGGGUAUCAAGCCGAAUGCAGAUGAUGAUAAGUUUUUUAAACAAUCUAUGAUGUGCGCAGCACUUAAUCUUUAUGCUGAUCAAAUAAUUAAAAAGUCCAAGGAUAAAUGUCCCAUUGAUGAGGACAGAAUAAAUAAAAUGUUCACAACAUGGAACCGAUUUAAUAAUAUUUCGUCUUCGACUUCGUGUUCGAAUGGAGUUUAUGGUUGUUUUGAAUGUCAAAGGAAUGAUAAAAUUUUGGAGGGUUGCAAUCUAAGUGUUUCCAACACUUUGAUUAAAACACCAUCACCAUCACCAAAUGGAGAUUGCAAUGAUAACGCAACUGAAGUGAAGACUAAAAUGGACGGCCUCCUCAAGGACAAAACCAUCAAAAUGCAACCAACACUAGACAAAAUAAAUGAAAUGGACUCUUUCUGCACUCAAUUGCAAUGCGCAGCAAAACAAUACUACGCAAAAAACAACACUGGUGGAACAGGCACCGAUGUGUCUUGGGAAGAAAUAAAUGAUGUCGUUAAAGAAGAAUUAACGAAACUUAUAGGACAUAUUACGAAUGAAGAUAAAUGGAAAGACGUUGCCGCACAGUGCGGCAACGUGAGUUCUUCGUCGCCAGACGACACCGAAGGAGAAAAAACUGCAAAGCAAAAAGCUUGUAAGCUUUUUGCUUCAGGUUUAAAACACAUUUCUAAUAUUAACGAAAGUGACGAUGCUACCAAAACGCUCAAACAAACUAUGAUGUGCGCAGCACUUAAUCUUUAUGCUGAUCAAUUAAUAAAAAAAGCAGAAAAACAAUGUCCAUUAGAUAAUGAAAAAUUGAAAAAGGCAAUAGAUGUGACCUUUGGUAAAAGUAGUGACAUUAUGAAUGGAGGAACUCCAUGUCCAGCUGGUUCUAAUUCUUGUUUUGAAUGCACAAGACAAGAAAAAUUUGACACUUGCCAAAUUGGCUCUGCCAAGGUAAAGGACGAAAUGGAGAAACUCCUCCUCAAGGAAGACCAAUCCACCUCCAACACCCCUACGAUGGAACAAACACUUGACAAAAUUAAUAGUAAAGACAUUUUCUGUACUGAACUCCAAUGCGCCAUCAAACAACACUACAACAAAACCAAAAAAGGAAAGACAGGUGGAAUGACCACACCCAAUUGGAGUGACAUAAAUGAUGAAGCCAAAGGCGUAUUAGAGCAACUUCUAAAACAUAUUACGCAACCUUCGCAUGAGAAGGACGUUGUCGACUUCUGCAAAGACAACGCCGCAUGGAAUAAGGGCCAUAAAGAAAGGAAAACAAAUAAAGCAGCUUGUUUACUUUUUGCUUCAGGAUUAAAGCACAUUUAUAACCAACAUAGUGUCAGUGUUAAGGGCCCUGUUAAUGGCCCAUCGUUUGAACAAACGAUGGGUUGUUUAUUUCUUAAGGAAUAUGCAAAACAAUUGCAAACAAUGGCAGAAGAGAAGAAAAAAGGAAAUAGUUGGGUACAUCCUCUUUGUGACAUAGAUGAGGGCAUAAAACAUGCUUUUAAUGAAAGUGAAAAAAUUAUGAAGAGUGUAUUAUCUGAAUGCAGCAGUGGUCCUAAUGGUAUUUCUUGUUUUCAAUGCAAGCUUACGGACAACUAUGAUAAUUGCCCCAUUGGCAAUGAAGAUAUAGGAAAUAAAGCUACAGAACUGUUCAAAGACGAUCAGAAACAAACCCAUAUGCAACAAACAUUAGAGAAUACAGUUUGUCCCAUCCUUCUUACGGAUCUCCUUACCCCUUUUCUUCCUUUGGCUCCUGUCUCUAUUGGUCUUUCUGCUAUGGCUUAUUACCUUUGGAAGUAUUUUGGUCCUCUUGGUAAAGGAGGACCACGUUUCAGAAGAUCUCCUGCUGAAAUUCCUGGUUCAUCAGUACAGGAACAAGUCCUCGAUCAUGUGGAAGAAGUCGGUUCACAUGAAUAUCGAUUGGUGAAGGAGCGAAAACCUCGUUCUGCUCCAACGAGAACGAAACGUUCCGAUCGCGCGAAUCGCCGCACCAUUAUUGAAAUUCAUUUUGAAGUGUUGGACGAAUGUCAGAAAGGGGAAACACAAUUGGCUCACAAUGAUUUUCUGGAACUUUUGGUUCGAGAAUUCAUGGGAUCCGAAUUAAUGGAAGAAGAACAGGUUUCUAAGGAAGAAGUUCUUAUGGAAGGUGUUCCUUUGGAACUUGUUCCUAUUGAAGAGGUUCCAAGCUUAGGUUCCGGGUUACUGGUUUAA